AAUACCUGUAUAAAUAUUAUGUGAAUAUUAGCACAUACACACACGCCCGCACGUACAUUUUAAACACACACAUAAAUUAUACCUAUAUGUAAUAAUAAAAAAAAACCAUUUACCUGUUUUAACUACAAUUUCCAUUGUUUGAAGCAUGUUCAAGACUAAUUAGUGAUACCGUUGUUCCUAUUUCCGUUUACAUUACGUUUAAGUGCACUCGAAUAAUACCCGAUACGAUGAUCAAACAAAAUUAACAGUCUACUCGUUUCUCAGAAAUCUUUUAACAUCGAUGUCUUAUUUUUGAUAUGUUAAGAGCUGACUGAACGUUUAGUGACACUCAUUGAAGUAAAAUAACUGUAUAAAUUAUUUUUUUUAUAUUUCCUUGUUUCUUUAGUACUUUGUGCAAUGGAAGAUUAUAAAUUCUUAUUUAAAGUAGUACUAGUUGGUAAUGCAGGUGUCGGAAAAACUUGUUUGGUCCGUCGAUUUACACAGCUCCAAAUUUGGGAUACAGCAGGACAAGAAAGAUUCCGUUCUAUUACCCAAAGUUAUUAUCGAUCUGCACAUGCUUUAAUAUUAAUUUACGAUAUAACAUCCCAGCCAACAUUUGAUUGCCUUAAUGAUUGGCUUCGUGAAAUUGAUGAAUAUGCAAAUAACAGAGUGCUAAGAGUCUUAGUUGGUAACAAAAUAGACAAAGAAGACCGUGAAAUUCCUUCUCAUGUAGGUCAAGAUUUUGCUCAACGGCAUGAUAUGCGCUAUUUAGAAACAUCAGCAAAACAAGCAGACAAUGUAGAAAAAUUAUUUGUUCAAAUUGCUUCUGAAUUGAUGGAGCAAGCUAAAUCUAAAGGAAUAUCUUCAGACAGUCCACAGUCUUUACCAUUCAAUACUAGAACAUCUAAAUCCAUAAAUGAUUACUGUUGUAAUCGUUGAAACCAAAUUAUCAGUAUUUAUUAUUAUUGUCAUUGAUAUUUAACUCAGUUUAUCACAGGGUAAAUUAUAAUCAAACUAAUACUUUACCUAAAAUCAAUCCAAUAAUAAUAUUUUUAACUAUUAAUAGUUACCUAACCGUAACAUGAUGAGCAAAAGUAAUUAGUAUUAUAGUUUUAAUUUUAACUCCACCUCAGUUAUUGUUUUCUUUAUUGAUAUUUUUAUGUUUUAUGGUUGUAUAAAAUGUUGGCAUACAAUAUGUGUUGUAUGUGCAUCCAAAAUAAAUGUGCUCAAGUGUAAUAUGAUCAUCAAAUUAAAUUUAACCUAACAACACUACUAAUCAGUAUUUGGAUCAAAAUUGUUGUUUCACAACUUAGAUGUAUCAAGAUUAACAAUUUUUCAAGUAUUAUAAAACCGUAUUUAAUAAUAUUAAUAAAAAAUUUGUCUAGAAAUUGUUUUUAAUGUUUUAUUUAACUCAUUGUUUAUUUUAAUUUUUAAUAUCUCAUUUAAAAUAUGUUUAAAUAGAGUGUGUUUUCCCUAUUAAUUUAAUAUAAUUCAUAUUAAAGAAACAAAUGACCCCAUUUAAUCUAUAUGGAAUUUUUUUUUAACUG
Molecule: messenger RNA, 1526 nt
Organism: Rhopalosiphum maidis (corn leaf aphid)
Lineage: Eukaryota; Metazoa; Arthropoda; Insecta; Hemiptera; Aphididae
Gene: Rab30
Product: ras-related protein Rab-30
Exons: 4
Coding region: 397-918 (173 amino acids)
Cellular component (GO): trans-Golgi network
Molecular function (GO): GTPase activity; GTP binding
Source: RefSeq, a predicted model, not a curated record